AAGUCCUAAUAAGUACUGCCUUUCAGGCCCCAUAAUGUGCCCUUGUAUCCUGUAAUAUGCCUGGAAUUUGUGUAGGCUGUAAUGGGCAGGGAAAGGAGGGUUCCUUUGUCACAACAAACAAGGAGAAAGAUUUUUCCCAGUCUCUUCGAUUUACCAAUGCCUCACCAGAAGCUUUCAGCUCUUAUUGAUGCCAUCUGCAAUUUUGUUAUCUGCAAUGACUCUUCCCUUCGAGGUCAGCCCAUUAUCUUCAAUCCUGACUUUUUUGUGGAAAAACUCCGGCAUGAGAAACCUGAGGUGUUCACUGAGUUGGUGGUCAGCAAUAUCACAAGGCUUAUUGAUUUACCUGGAACUGAGUUGGCUCAGCUGAUGGGAGAAGUGGAACUUAAAUUGCCUGGUGGGGCUGGCCCAGCGACAGGAUUCUUCCGGUCUCUAAUGUCUCUCAAGCGAAAGGAAAAAGGAGUAGUAUUUGGAUCCCCACUGACAGAGGAAGGUAUUGCUCAGAUAUACCAGCUAAUUGAAUAUCUACACAAAAACUUGCGAGUAGAGGGUUUGUUUAGAGUACCAGGGAAUAGUGUCCGGCAGCAGAUUUUAAGGGAUGCUCUCAAUAAUGGAACUGAUAUUGACUUGGAAUCAGGGGAGUUUCACUCAAAUGACGUUGCCACCUUACUGAAGAUGUUUCUAGGAGAGUUACCUGAGCCCCUGCUGACACAUAAACAUUUCCAUGCACACCUCAAAAUUGCUGAUUUGAUGCAGUUUGAUGACAAAGGAAACAAGACCAAUAUACCAGAUAAGGAGCGGCAAAUUGAGGCUCUUCAGUUACUCUUUCUCAUUCUCCCUCCACCCAAUCGUAACUUGCUGAAGUUACUGCUUGAUCUCCUGUACCAGACAGCAAAAAAACAAGACAAGAAUAAGAUGUCUGCCUAUAACCUUGCCCUUAUGUUUGCACCCCAUGUCCUGUGGCCAAAAAAUGUUACUGCAAAUGACCUUCAAGAGAAUAUCACAAAGUUAAACAGUGGGAUGGCUUUUAUGAUUAAACACUCCCAGAAACUUUUUAAGGCCCCUGCUUACAUUCGGGAAUGUGCCAGAUCUCACUAUUUGGGCUCCAGAACUCAAGCAUCAAAGGAUGAUCUUGAUCUGAUGGCUUCAUGUCAUUCUAAGUCCUCCCAACUGGCAAAAUCUCAGAAACGGAACUGGAUGGAUUCCUGCUCACAUCAGGAGGAGACCCAGCAGCGUACGGACGAGGCACUGAGAGAGCUGUUCCAGCACGUUCACAACAUGCCAGAGUCAGCAAAGAAGAAACAGCUUAUCAGACAGUUUAAUAAGCAAUCUGUGACCCAAACACCAGGGCAAGAACCUUCUACUCCCCGGGUACAGAAGAGGGCCCGUUCCCGUUCCUUCAGCGGCCUUAUUAAGCGGAAGGUCCUGGGAAAUCAGAUGAUGUCAGAAAAGAAGAACAAGGCCCCUACUCCGGAAGCUCUAGCCAUUGGUGAAUUGAAGAGAGCCAGCAAAGAAAAUAUGAACUUAUUAUUUUCUGGAUCUCCAGCUGACACAGUGACACCAACAAGACUGAAAUGGUGUGAUGGGAAGAAAGAGGGGAAAAAAGUGUGGACUGUCCUACAUAAUCCGGCCUCAGCUAGCGGGAGCAGACAGUGACCCAGUACCUCCUUGUCAUCGAGUUUGCUCUGUGGUUUGGUCUGAGGAGGUACGUGAUAUUUAGGAGG
Messenger RNA from Molossus molossus (Pallas's mastiff bat), 1721 nucleotides. It is a transcript of the gene ARHGAP19, whose product is annotated as Rho GTPase activating protein 19. The transcript has 12 exons. Gene Ontology annotation, molecular function: GTPase activator activity. Lineage: Eukaryota; Metazoa; Chordata; Mammalia; Chiroptera; Molossidae. Bases 82 to 1653 code for a protein of 523 amino acids. Gene Ontology annotation, cellular component: cytoplasm. The record is from RefSeq and is a predicted model, not a curated record. Gene Ontology annotation, biological process: regulation of small GTPase mediated signal transduction; signal transduction.